Molecule: messenger RNA, 384 nt
Organism: Penicillium argentinense
Lineage: Eukaryota; Fungi; Ascomycota; Eurotiomycetes; Eurotiales; Aspergillaceae
Exons: 2
Coding region: 1-384 (127 amino acids)
Source: RefSeq, a predicted model, not a curated record
AUGGCAUCACACCACCACCACGCCAUCAUUCCACGCCCAUUCUCGCUCUUUCAACCUGCAACAUUCCACGUCACAGCUCUCUCCUUGCUCUGCACAGCUUCCGGUCUGCCCGUCGCUGUUGCUGUGUCCGCUACUGUCGCUGCUGGUGCUCGACUCAAUAAUGGGGCGAUCGACCGCCAUGACGAAAGUGGAUCCCUUUCCCCACAGCUUCCGGCCUCCCGCGCUGCUGCAUUGUCCGGGGGUUACAUCGAGCACCUCCUCCAUUGUGCUGGCCCAGAGCCCCGGAUCGAGAAGUCCUGCGAUUUCAGGCUUUUCGGGUACACAGGACGAGACCGGGAGAGGCAAACCCGCUCGCUCCAUAACAUUCAAGCCCUCGAGUCGUAG